This is a messenger RNA of Dinoponera quadriceps, 2898 nucleotides long. RefSeq names its product TAF5-like RNA polymerase II p300/CBP-associated factor-associated factor 65 kDa subunit 5L (gene wda). Bases 67 to 1839 code for a protein of 590 amino acids. The transcript has 10 exons. The record is from RefSeq and is a predicted model, not a curated record. Gene Ontology annotation, cellular component: transcription factor TFIID complex. Gene Ontology annotation, biological process: transcription initiation at RNA polymerase II promoter. NCBI's taxonomy places the organism in Eukaryota, Metazoa, Arthropoda, Insecta, Hymenoptera, Formicidae. Gene Ontology annotation, molecular function: RNA polymerase II general transcription initiation factor activity; protein binding.
CGUUGUAUUGUGUUUGAGUGUACGGUUUGAAACGGCGAGGCCGAGGUCAUCGUUGCCGGGGUCUUGAUGAAGAUGAAGCGAGUGAAGAAUGAAAUAAUUAACGUGAUCGAGUCAUACUUGAAACGACGCCGCUAUCAGGCCAACGACGUCUUCUGUAACAAUAAAAACGACCACUUGUUUUGCCAGAGCAGCGAUCAAAUGACACUGAACGGUACCGCCGAGUGCGGUACUUCCCGCGACAAUUCCAUUAUUUUUAGCGCCAUCACCAUUGACACUACCGCAGCGGAACAAGCUUACAAACGUUUGAAGACAUGGAUGAACGCCAUACUUAACGAAAAGAUCAAAAUGGAACUGCAAGGUCUUUUGUAUCCGAUAUUUUGCCAUCUUUAUUUAGAAAUGCUGCACGCUGGCAACAAAGAGACCGCGAUACAAUUUUUGAAGGCACAUCAGCAUGAAUUUAUCAGCGAUACUGAGAAAAAUUUCCUAGAGGAUUUAUCCGGUGUAUUUUCAGUACAGGAUAUUGAAUUGAGACCUUUGGUGAAUGCGUUUAGAACUAGAAAGUACAAAGUGGACUUAUCGGAGCCAGCACAUAUCUGCCUACAGCAAUAUCUUGCCAAACAUGGACACAUAAUAUUAUUGCAGAUUAUAAAUACGCACGUGACGAUAAUCAGAAAGGCACAUGGCUCUCAAAUGGAUGGAGAAGCUCACGAAGAGAAAGGUCCGAGAUACGAGGCAGGUAUUAACGGGCAUGUGGAGCAACCGUCUGGCACUGGUGUGGAUCGGGAAAUGAGAGAAUUGCAAGAAGCCAUACGAUUAAUAAGGGAUAACGCUCAUCAACCACUGAGAAUAUUCACGGUGAAAAAUGCCAUAGAAAAUGCAAGUAGUGCUCUUAUUGCUUCGAAAAUGGAUAAAUUAGCUGUAGGAUUUAGUACGGCCGAGAUACGCUUGUGGGGUAUAGGCGAAACGGUCUUACUCAAACCGAAACAUAAAAGCACACACAUACCGCUCGCCUGUGACGUACUUCCAUCUCGUAGUUGCAACGAGCAAGAUAAUGCAAUAAGAAGCGAAGCGGGAGCGGUGAUAUUGAGAGGGCAUACGGACGUGGUGCAUGAUUUAAGAUUUAUUCCGGAAUCGGAGAUCCUCCUGUCUGUAUCGAGCGAUAAGGAUAUGAGAGCGUGGAGACUUGAUGAUUACUCGUGUGCAACAAUAUAUAGUGGCCAUAGUUACCCGAUAUGGUGCAUGGAUACCAGUGUGUUCAAUUUAUAUAUCGCUACAGGUUCACACGAUAGAACUGCCAAACUGUGGUCAUUGGAUAGAACGUUUCCACUAAGAAUAUUCGCCGGUCACUUUUUAGAUGUCAAUUGCGUGAAGUUUCAUCCAAACGCCCGAUAUUUAGCGACGGGUUCCGCCGACAAAACCGUAAGAUUGUGGUCCAAAGAUGAUGGUAACCUAUUGCGAGUGUACGUCGGAGCAGAGUCAGCCAUUUACAGUUUAGCGUUUAGUCCAGACGGCAAAUAUCUGGCCGCUGCUGGUGACGACAAAUCUAUAUCAAUAUGGGAUUUAGCAACUAAUACAGUGCUAACCGAAUUGAAGGGUCACAAAGAAACAGUUAUGCAUGUAGACUGGAGUUUAGACGGCCAGUACAUCGCCAGCGCGAGCAUAGAUGGAAUUGUACGGUUAUGGCCUACUCAGGACUUUAUCAGCACUUUGAAUGGUGGAUCAUCAAGUGUGAUGUCACAAUCUGAGACACCACAAAUAUAUUCGACGUCUUGCUCAAGCAUUCUUUCGUUAAAUUAUUACAAGAAAAAUAAUUCAUUAAUCUGUAUCGGCACAGCGUAGGAUUUUUACUAUUUAUUAUUUUUAUUUGGGGUAAAAUAUGCCUUUAAAUUAAAUCGAUUUUAACCGUUUUACCAUUGUACAGUUUGUCACAUGAAAUUUUUACAUUAUUUAUAAAGGAAAAAAUGCAUCACCAUGUCAGCAUGUCGUAUAUACUGUUAGGUUUAUUUUCACUGUACCUUAUUAAUUAUAUGUUAUACCUUUUUCACGGGUUUAUAUAUGACAGUAUUUCAUAAGUUUUCGUCUUUCCAUUCUUUCAGAGGGAGAUAAUGUAAAUAGUCUUGUGCUUGACAUAUUGUUCAUAUAUUGUCGUGAACAAGACUAUAUGUAUAUUUGGUAAAUUUUAGGAAAUGUUUCAAAAUUAAUGUCGAAUAUUCUCUUAGAAUUUACCCCGCUUAUUAAAAUAAUGAGAAAAAUCCGUAUAAACGUCCAGGUUAAAAAAAUGCUUGUUUUAAACCGAAGUAAAAAUGUACUCAACAUUUUUUUAAAUUUUAAUUAAUAAGAUUAUUCCAAUAUUAACAGUCAAAUAUAUUCGCCUUCGGAAAUGCGUUGAAUGAAACUGAAUUUUUUAACAAAUAAUUAGCAUGUAUUAUUACAUAUAUUUUCUGCAAAAAUUUGCAGGAGAAACUGUUCAUGAACUUCUGAAAAUCUAUGAAUAUAUGUAUAUAGUAAGAUUCAUAUAUAGAUUUAUAUAGAUUUAUAAAGACCACACACAUAUAUAUAUUUAUACUUACAAAAGAGAAGGUCCUUUUGGACAUAUAUAAANAAUCGUUUUUUACCUAAGUUAUGAGAAAAAACUCAGAGGAUACUUAAUAAUUUUAAAAGAUUGUGUACAUAUUUAAAUGAGAAGUAAUAGUCAUCCUAAGACCAACCAAAAUUAUUCAGUAUUGAAGUAUUAACAAUAAUAAAUGAAAUUAGUAACGAUAAAUGAAAAAAAAGUACAAAAAAGAAAUUAUAUGUUCGAUUAUAUAAUUAUAGUCGAAGCUAUAUUCGAUAUAUAGGAAGAGAAUAUAAUUUUUGUAAAACAAUGAUACACAUUUAUUAUAUAGUUUAUAUUAGUAA